CAAAUCAAAUAGUCCGCGAGCGGCUGCUGCGGCUGCUGCACCAUCCGAGGGGUAUACACGCGCGCGCAACUGUCAGUGUGUUUUGUGUGUCAUUAUCGUUAAGUUCCCUCCUCCGCGCAGCCCCCGUGCGCGCGGGUGGUGUGCAUCUCUAGCGGAUUACGGCAUUGCGGAUGAAUGCAGUGCCCACACAUAUAUACACAUAUAUAUAUAAAUACCUAGUUAGUUGUUGUCGCGUGUGAGGUUAUGCUGUUAAUUAAUGUGCUUUUAGUGCUUUCGCGAUUUUUAUCUACUCGCUGCUUGACAGCUGAACUCUGGUGUGCACACGCACGACCCUCUAUACUUUCGUGUAUUUAUAUUUUGCGCGCGUGUCUAUACCUAUACUUGUUGUUUCUGUCUUCUGCUCUCCUUCUCUCAUCAGCUCGUUGAUCUUAUUAAUUUGAUUUGUAUGCAAACUCGCUGCAGAGGAGCCAAGGGUAUUGAUGUCGAAUCGAGGACUUUGGAUUUUGGACUUUCAAAAGGAGUUGCACCGACCCGAUGAGAGUCGCUUCACACAGUAGUAAUAGCAAUAACAACAGCAACAACAAUGAGCUCAGUAUUCUCGAAGCUGCUUGUCAACACGUCAAACAGGUAUGGGAUACGUCAGGAACAGCUGACUCGCGGUGUCUUGGGCACGGUGACGGCCUUGUACCUGCUGAAGCUCGGCUAUCCCUACCUGUCCGCGAGUGCAAAGGCCUGUCUGGCUCAGCUCAAAAGCCACAGGGAAGCGAUCAACGGUGGCAGGAGUAAUGGCAAAAUACAAGAGAACCAUCAGGCGAAUGGAGCCGUCAAGGGGAAAAAGUCGCCGAAAAAGGCCGUCGACCUGGACAGAGCUUUCCUGAGGCAGUUGCUCAUGCUGCUUAAAAUCAUGAUCCCAGGAUGGAGGACGAGAGAGUCUGGUUUGCUGGCCUGUGCCACCCUUACUCUCUUGGCGAGGACUUUUCUGUCGGUUUACGUCGCGACCCUUGAAGGUCAGAUCGUCAAGAGGAUAGUGUUGAGGGAUGUCAAGGGCUUUUUUUGGCUGAUGGCCCGGUGGUUCGCUGUUGCUUUUCCCGCCACUUUCGUUAAUUCGGCCAUCAGGUAUUUGGAGGGCCGUCUCGCUUUGAGCUUCAGAGAACGGCUUGUUGACUAUGCCUACAAGAUGUAUCUUAAUCAGCAAACCUACUACAGAGUAUCAGCCUUGGAUACUAGACUUGGUGGAGCAGAACAAAGACUGACGGAUGAUUUAUCAGAAUUGGCAAGCUCUGUGGCACACUUGUAUUCCAGUUUAACCAAGCCUUUAUUGGACUGUGCAUUAGUCGGCAUUGCUCUGAUUUCAUUUUCCGCGAGAAUGGGAGCUAAAACUAUACCUGGUCCACUGUUAUCCGUAGCUGUUAUUGCAUUCACUGGGCAGGUGUUGCGUCUGGCUUCUCCACGUUUCGGACAAUUGGUUGCAGAAGAGGCGACUAGAAAAGGAAGAUUGAGAGAAGCACAUGCCAGGAUAAGUGCACAUGCUGAAGAAAUAGCUUUUUAUGGAGGCCACAGGGCAGAGCACAGACAUCUGACAACUGCAUAUAAUUCUCUUACCCUGCACUUGAGGAGAGUUCUCGCUCUGAAAUUGGGCUACGUUAUGCUAGAGCAAUUUUUAAUGAAGUACGUCUGGUCUGGAACUGGGCUUUUAGUUAUUGCUAUGCCUCUUCUGUACACCUCAAACGCAGUAUUGCAGUCUACUCAGAAUACUGAUGGCGACGGUGGUGUUAGUGAACGCACUAGAUAUUUAACAACAUCCAAAAAUCUUUUGAUAUCUGGAGCAGAUGCAGUGGAACGUCUCAUGUCUUCUUACAAGGAAUUAGUUGCGCUUGCUGGUUAUGCUAAUAGAGUAAGUGAAAUGUUGGAUGUAUUCAAAGAUGCUGCUGUGUGUAAAUACAGGAGAAAUGUCGUAACAACUUACCAAACUCGAACUUCCAAUGGAACCACUCAUGACCAAAAACUUGUUGAAUUUCAAGAUGGAAUACCUGUAAUAAAAGGAAUCGUAAAAGAGAGCGUUGACGGCAGUAUUAGCUUGAUCGACGUGCCAAUAGUAACUCCAAAUUGUGAAGUUAUAGUAUCUCGUUUAACAUUAGAAAUUAAACCAGGUGAUCACUUGAUCAUUACCGGCCCCAAUGGCUGCGGAAAAAGCUCGCUUUUUAGAAUAAUUUCCGGUCUCUGGCCCAUUUACGGCGGUAUAUUAACUAGGCCUGGUGAAUCGUAUUCAUUAAAAACUGGAAGACCAUCCCUGUUUUACAUCCCGCAAAAGCCAUACAUGACGGUGGGAUGUCUUCGAGACCAAAUAACUUAUCCAGCAGAAUGUAAAAAAGAAGAAUGUUCAGACAAAGAGUUACUGGAGCUCUUAAAUUUGGUAGAUUUACGAGGGCUUGUCGAACGAGAGCCAGAUGGCCUUGAUGCUCGCGGUGAUUGGGACUCAACUUUGUCAGGUGGCGAGAAACAACGUUUAGCCAUGACUAGAUUGUUCUAUCACGCUCCUCAGUACGCCCUCCUUGAUGAAUGCUCGAGUGCCGUCAGUCUCGAGGCUGAGGGUGCCAUGUACGAGACUGCCAAGAAAAAGGGAAUCACCUUACUAACCAUUACUCAUCGAGUGUCUUCCUUGUCAAAGUAUCAUCGACUGGUUUUGCGUUUUGAUGGUGAAGGCGGAUGGAGCUUAGGACCACUAGAUGCUGAGAGCGCGACAAUCAUCCAUAACAGUAAAGAAGAAAAAAAAAAGGCAGAGGACAUCAACGAAAGCAGGACAUCCAUAGUAUACUCAGUGGGGAAACGCACAAUGGUAUAAGCUGAGUAUCUUACAUUUCGACCCUAUAAUAUAUACUAUUUACACAAGUUGUUUCGAUUUAUCGUCGAUUGCAUGUGAAUGUAUAUAAAUAUUUUUGAUGUAGAGUUAUUAUAUUGUACAAAAGAUAUAUUCUCGUAUUUUUUAUAGAAAGUAUGUCAAUUAGAUUUGAAGUUUAUCAGUGAUAUUGCAAUAUAUUAUUGAGAGCGAUGACCAGAUGAAUUUGAAGUCAGAAAGUAACGCGAAGGCACCCGCACUCAACAUUUCAGCAAUAUUUAAUUAUAUUUUAUAACAAUUGAGCUCUUUGAUUCAAUGUCGUGCUGGUGUCUCUGCAAAGUUACUAUAAAUUGACUCAAAUCGUCACUCUCUCAUUUUUAUUAAAAUUACUAAAUCGUUAAAGAGAAUCUACCUGUAAUUAAUACGAAUUUGUUAUAGAAAUUGUAAAUUUGUAAUUCUAGGAAUUUUUAAAUUAAAUUUUUUCUCGAAUUAAAUUCUCUCUUUGGAGAGGAGAGAAAAUUUUUUUAGUCAUUUUUAAAAAUCACUUCUUCUCAAUAGAAUGUCAUUGUGAUAUAAAUUUUUAGACAUUUUAAAAAUUUCAUAGCUCUGUAAACAAUAUUUGAAGCGUUUAAGUAGCUAAGAAAUAGAAGUAUAGAUAUAUUUUUAUGGUUUAGCGAUAUUAAUUAUUACUAAAAAUGAAGUCCCGAUUUAACUUUAGAAAUUCAUAUCAAAAAGUUCCUUUUAAAAUUAUUCUUCCAUUAAUAGUAAAACAAAAUGAUGCAGCCCACAAAGAACGCAUACAAUGUAGGAAGACUCCAAAAAAACGAAUAAACAUGAUAAAAAAAGAAAAGAAAAAAAAAUCCAACCGAUAUUUAUUUUUAUAUUUUAUCAACAGUGUAUAUACUACUGGCACCAAAAACAUAUAAUGGAUCAAUAAAAUGAAUGAAAAAACAAUAAAAAAAAAAAAUUCAACGAAAAGUAAUGUUAUUAGUACCUAAAGUAAUGCCAAAUUUGCGAUAGUUGUGACUUUUCUAUUUUUCUAAAUUUUUUCUAGGCUAAAAUAAUAAAAUUUGCCUAACGUUGCUACGUCAACUAUACAAUAAGUUAUAUAUAUAAAAUCUUUCCUCAGAGAUACUCCUUAGGUAUUUUUUUUUUGAAAUGUGUAAACUAAUAAUGGUUUAGAGCAAAUAUUUAUACAGAUGAAAUAUAUUUACGGUACCUUAAUGAUUUAUUAGCGGUUACAGAUGUAUAAAUAAAUCGGCACGCAUAAAUACAUAUAUAUAUAUAUUCAUAUUCACACGUACACGCAAAGUCGCGAGGGUUCACCAAAACGGUAUAAUUAAAAUAAAAUAUGUUUAUUACGAUUGUACAACUCGAUUCAUUUAAUCAGCACACAUAUGUUUAUGUAAUGUUAGGUAUCUUUAAAUGUAACAAAAAAAAAAAAAAAAAAAAAAAAAAAAAAAAAACGGCUCGUUUACUGUAACUGCACGAACCAUUUGUCCAACCUGUGUAUCGAGUAAGGAAAUUAUUUUGAGAAUAAAUGGAAAAAAAAAAAAAAGGAAUCAAGACA
Molecule: messenger RNA, 4406 nt
Organism: Copidosoma floridanum
Lineage: Eukaryota; Metazoa; Arthropoda; Insecta; Hymenoptera; Encyrtidae
Gene: ABCD
Product: ATP binding cassette subfamily D
Biological process (GO): fatty acid beta-oxidation; peroxisome organization; very long-chain fatty acid catabolic process
Cellular component (GO): peroxisomal membrane
Molecular function (GO): ATP binding; long-chain fatty acid transmembrane transporter activity; ATP hydrolysis activity
Source: RefSeq, a predicted model, not a curated record